AACACGGCUGCACCAGAACAAGUGCACUCUACGCUUCAGCUGGAGUCUGCUUCACCGUGCCUUUUUUGUCCCGGGAAUAUCUCAAUGUCUAAAGCCAUCUCUCUGACUGAAACACAACAGGAGAAGCCCAGAGAAAUGAGUCUCCAACAUAAAGAAAGAGAACUGACCCGGCCUGAGAAGGAGUCCCGGGACAGGAGAGCACGGGGGGCCAGUACACACCUCUUCACCUCCAUGACUGUCUCAGGGACCACCAUGUGUUCAGCCUGCAGCAAGCGCAUCACUGCCAAAGAGGCCCUCAACUGUGCCUUGUGCGGUAUCAAUGUCCAUAGCCACUGUCAGGACGGCUGCCCAGACUGCUCCAAAACCAAGCACAGGGCUAAACCCACCAUACUAAACUCCUCACUGCAGAAUGACAUAGUGAAGACUAAAGCCCGCAGGCUCCCAGAGAGGCCCAGUUCUGCUGUGUAUGCCUCAGACAGCUUCCGCCGCUCCAUCCUGGGCUCCUGUCGGGGGCGGGGCUUAUCUCUCUCCAAGAGCGUCUCCUCCAAUAAUAUUGUUGGGUUUCUGAGCGAGGACUCCUCUUUGGGACUGAGGCGGAUCUUGUCUCAGUCCACAGACUCGCUCAUCUUCAGGACCAGAGCUCUGUCAGUGGAGUCCCUCAGUGAUGAUGGGGCAGAGGGCCAGUACAGUAACGUGAUGGAGGACACUGAUGCGGAGGGCCAGCAUUUUAAAGCAGAUUCGUGGAGCUUGGCUGUGGACAGGACUUACCUCCAGAAACACCACCGUGUGGUCAUCAAGAGACAAGACGUGAUCUACGAGCUGAUUCAGACCGAGCUGCACCACAUGCGCACUCUGAGGGUGUUAGAGCGAGUGUAUCGCCAGGGUCUGCAGGAUGAGCUCCACCUGGACCCGAGCACUGUGGAGAUCCUGUUCCCUCAGCUGGAGCACCUGUGUCACAUCCACGGUCGGUUCCUCAGCCAGCUCCUCCAGAGGCGCAGUGACAGCUUGGAACCGGGGUCAGCCAGGAACUACACCAUCCACAGACUGGGGGACAUCCUACUGGACCAGUUCUCGGGCCAGCCUGCAGAGGACAUGAGGAAAACCUACGCUGAGUUUUGCACACGUCACUUAAAGGCUGUGAAAGUGUACAAGGAGACGCUGAGCAAAGACAAGAGAGUCCAGGCCUUCAUUCAGCGCAUCGGCCGCAGCCCUGCCCUCCGGAGACAUGGAUACCAGGAGUGCAUUUUGUUAGUGACCCAGAGAAUCUGCAAAUACCCUGUACUCAUCCAGCGCAUCCUGGACAGCACCGUGGAUGAAGAAGAGGCGUCCUCUCUCUCCCAGGCUCUGCUGAAGGCCAGAGAACUGCUGACUGCCAUUGAACAGCAGAUGGAUGAGCUGCAGAAGAGCCAGAGGGUGGAGGAGAUCCAUGCCACCCUGGACCCGAAGGUGGUGGCCCGUGUCAGGGAUGGGCGAGUGUUCAGGCCCGAGGAGCUGCUGCGCCGGAGCCUGCUACACGAGGGCACUCUGUUUUGGAAAAGCCCUGGGUCACGUCUUAAAGAGGUGCAGGUGCUCCUCCUGACUGACAUCCUGGUGUUUCUUCAGGAGAAGGACCAGAAGUACAUCUUCACCAGUCUGGACAAGCCCCCGGUUCUGUCCCUACAGAACCUCAUCGUGAGACCCAUCGCCAACCAGGAGAGGGGGCUGUUCUGCAUCAGCGACGCCUCUCCUCCAGAGAUGUACGAGCUGCAUGCUGCGUCUAAAGAGGAACGCACUGUGUGGAGCCAACACAUCCAGCAGGCAGUGCGCAAGUGCCCUUCCAGAGAGGAGUUUCCUUUGAUAGAGUCCGAACAUAAGGCCCGCAUCAGGAGACUCAAAGCUGAUCUGCAGCAUAAAGACAGUGAAGUGCUGGACCUGCUCCACCAGAGGGUAGCACUGUUCUCUGAGCUGUCAGAGCUGAGCAGUGGCCAGAGCCUGCACUCUGCCAACACACGCUCUCUGUUCAGGGCAGACACACUGCAGGCACCACGGGCCGAACGACUGCUGCUGGAGGCAACCAAGGAAGUGGACACUCUAAGUGAGCUGCUCUUGGGCUUCUCUGGCAGCUCCACUCCUGAACAUGGCCCUAUGUGUCAUGGGGAAGUGUCACUGAAUGGGGCUCAUGUACACAAGGACAUCUGCCAGAGACUGCUGAGCCUCAGCAUAGGCCUCCAUGCACUGCAGGGGGCUGUCAUCAAGCAGGACUCCAUCUUGGAGCUGCUGCUGCAGCCAGAGGAGGAGUGGCGCCUCAGGAAAGACGGGGACAGUCCGGAGGUGGGGGCCAUAGGAGAGCUGGCUCUGCUCCAGAGGCAGCACAGCUUGCUCCAGGAUGAGCUGCUGCGGCUGCGAGACGCCGAGCGCAGGUUCAAGCAGAGUGAGAGAGAGCGUGCACGCCUGGAGCAACAGAUGCGCCAUCUCAUCAGUGUGUCAGCAGUCUCAAAGGGGGCAACCACACCCAGAAAUAAGGUGUGCACUGUGCGCUGGCAAAGUCAAGAGCUGCAGGACGUCAGUGAUGAAGAGAUGGAGGUGGUGACAGAUGAGGAGGAGGACGACAGGCCAGCUGACAGGUUCAAAGAUAUCAAGGCAGCCUCACAGGUCUGACCUCCUGCACAGUCCACACACUGGAUGUUCUCUCAGGAUCAACACCGCCAUAGACGCUACAAUACAUGCCUACCACCAACAUCCUGAUCCUCUAUAAUCAAGCUCCAUGUCGUGUCAUUGCUAGUGAUGGGCGAGUCCAUGCCAAAAUACUGAUUUCAAUAGUGCCAAGGUUUUGAACGAUAUCGACUCUAAUGAUAAAGCAACACUUUUAAAAUUCUCAAACUGUAAUCAAUUUUGAAAUACAUAAUUUAUAUUUCAACUCAUUGUUUAGUACAGCUGCUCAGAUUUGAAAAAUUCGGACAGUUUGAGCUGGAGGAGCACACAAAAGACAGCUUUUAAUUCCAAAGGAAAAUUAUUGAAAGUAUCAGUGCAUAUUUAUACAAAACGCUUUGUGAACAGUAUUGGAUCGAUAUCACAAUAUUUGCUUAACUAUUACUUGAUAACAGAACAAAUCAGGGUUAUCGUCCAUCACCUUCCAUCAAACUGGCCUUCCAUCAGACUGUCCUUCCAUCAAACUGGCCUUCCAUCAGACUGUCCUUCCAUCAGACUGUCCUUCCAUCAUACUGUCCUUCCAUCAUACUGUCCUUCCAUCAGACUGUCCUUCCAUCAUACUGUCCUUCCAUCAUACUGUCCUUCCAUCAUACUGUCCUUCCAUCAGACUGUCCUUCCAUCAUACUGUCCUUCCAUCAUACCUCCUCCUUCCAUCAUACUGUCCUUCCAUCAUUCUGUCCUUCCAUCAUACCUCCUCCUUCCAACAUACUGUCUCAUCACAGCAGUCAAAGCUUGUCCUGUGAGGGCCUAAAUGCCAAAGUUUGAAAGAACACAUUACAUAUUUGUUGGUCUUCUGAUUGGGUGGGGUGUUAGGGGCACAGGAUUAUAGGGGUGGGUACAGGGGUGGGAGGGUACAGGGGUAGAGUGGUACAUGGGUAUAGGGAUGGGUACAGGGGUGGGUAUAAGAGUACAUGGGCAGUGUGGUCCUGCAAAGGGAUGGGUCCUUUAUGGGCUUGGAAAUGACAAUCAGGUUUGACAACUGUCAAGGCACAAGUGUUCCAGAGAGAACCAUUCAUUUAGUGACAGAAUAUAAGUAUGAUUACAUUUUUGCAUUUACAAUUUCUAUAUACUGAGAAUGUAACUGAAGGUUUUCAGUUCAACUCCUGCUGCCUGCAUUGCUUGUUGGUGUGUCGUUGGGCCAGUCUUCCCUGGUGGAUGUGGUUCAGAGGUAGCUGAAGACUGACUGAGUGAUACUGAGGAGAAGUGAAACAUGGACUCACGUCAAGUGCUUGGAGAACAUUAGAAGUGCAAUAUAAACCUGAGCCAUUAUGACAUGUGUGAAUGUGCUUUUCUAUUUAAAGGCCUAUUGUUUAAUAUUGAUGUGAUAAAUCUUAUACAGGUGGCAAUAACAAAUACAGACUUUGUGGUGUGAGCAUGCUGCGUAAACGUGGAAUAAAGUUUACCUUAUAUGA
This is a messenger RNA of Periophthalmus magnuspinnatus, 4100 nucleotides long. RefSeq names its product rho guanine nucleotide exchange factor 2-like. Gene Ontology annotation, cellular component: ruffle membrane; cytoskeleton. Lineage: Eukaryota; Metazoa; Chordata; Actinopteri; Gobiiformes; Gobiidae. The coding region runs from base 85 to 2637 and encodes 850 amino acids. Gene Ontology annotation, molecular function: guanyl-nucleotide exchange factor activity; microtubule binding. The transcript is spliced from 22 exons. The record is from RefSeq and is a predicted model, not a curated record. Gene Ontology annotation, biological process: cell morphogenesis; regulation of Rho protein signal transduction; positive regulation of neuron differentiation.